Messenger RNA from Betta splendens (Siamese fighting fish), 1256 nucleotides. RefSeq names its product interferon-induced protein 44-like. The transcript has 7 exons. Bases 1 to 936 code for a protein of 311 amino acids. NCBI's taxonomy places the organism in Eukaryota, Metazoa, Chordata, Actinopteri, Anabantiformes, Osphronemidae. The record is from RefSeq and is a predicted model, not a curated record.
AUGUGGAUGCUUAAAAAUGUGUCAGAAUACAUUUCAAAGAAAGCUGAGGACAUGUUCUCAUCAACGGAAGGACAAUCAUCUCAAUCUCCUCCGCCUCCUCCUCCGCCAAAAGUUCUUGAUAAACCAUGGAGAAAAAUAGACUGGGGAAAAAAACAGGAAUCUCUCCAGUAUGUGAACAACUACAAACCUUUUAAUAAAGAGCAGCAGCUCAGGAUUCUUCUUCAUGGACAAUGUGGAGCAGGAAAAUCCAGUUUCAUCAACUCUGUCCAAAGUGUUUUAAGAGGCAGGAUGUGCAGACAGGCUUUGGCAGACAACACCUCUGGUGAUAGUUUCACCAAAAAGUACAAAACAUACAGGAUCCAUAAAGACCGUCCAGACAUAUUUUACCCUUUUAUCUUCAACGACCUCAUGGGCCUCAGCAAACACAAAGGUGCCCUUGUAGACGACAUAAAACUGUCUUUGCAGGGACAUGUAAAGGACAAUUGCAGGUUCAAUACAGAAUCUAGAUUACCAGAAGAUGAUGCGCUUUACAACAUUGCUCCGAAUGAUAAUGAUAAGGUUCAUGUUCUGGUUUAUGUUGUUGAUGCUAACACAUUGUCAACCAUGAGCGACGAAGUUCAGAAGAAGUUUAAGGACAUCAGGGAAGAAGCCUCUCAUCUGGACAUUCCACAAAUAGCCAUUCUCACCAAAGUUGAUGCAGCCUGUCCAGAGGUGAAGAAGGAUUUGAAGAACAUCUACAGGAGCACAUAUUUGAAAGAGAUGAUGGAACAGUUCAGUGUAGAUGUGGGGAUUCCUAUGGACUCCAUCUUCCUUGUGAAGAACUAUCAUGAGGAAAUUGACCUCAAUGACGACAUCGACUCACUGAUCCUGAGCGCCCUGAAACACAUUCUCUAUUCUGGAGAAGACUUUGUCAACAGAAAACUGGAGACAAUGUAGAAAAUGAAACUGAAAGGUGUUCUAGUAAAUACUGUCUACUGAGGUCUAACCUGCUGUUUAGAUUAAUCAAAAGCAGAAGACAUUCAAUAUACAUUAUAAUUAGAGGUUAGAAUAGUGUUGAUUAGUGCAGUGAUAAUUGUUAUGAUAUUAUACUCCAUAAUCACAAAUAAGCAAGAAAAGCAGCAAUGGCACCGAACUGAAGGUGUCGUUAACUGAAAUUAUUCUGAUCAGUUAUUUGGGUGACUGGAGUUUGUGGGUCACGGUUUCUUCUGGUUGUUGAAAAUCACAUAGUUACUAUUAAAAGACAAUCUGUAAUCUGA